Tricharina praecox is the source of this 614-nucleotide messenger RNA. RefSeq lists its product as uncharacterized. The record is from RefSeq and is a predicted model, not a curated record. The coding region runs from base 101 to 511 and encodes 136 amino acids. The transcript has a single exon. Lineage: Eukaryota; Fungi; Ascomycota; Pezizomycetes; Pezizales; Pyronemataceae.
UCCCAGGGCUAGCGAAAAACAUUCAACACACCCCGACUUCAAUACCCAACCCUCAACCCGCCGGGCGGCUGGGCUGCUAUCGACAAUUGUUGGAUCAUGGAUGACCUCCAGAGGGAGUCCGUUCACAGUUCAGAGCCUUCCCUGCCAAGUUGCCAUGCACACAUUGCUCGCGUUGCCCGCAUGCAUUGCAUUACCGAGUCGACUCACGGCUUGGACAGGGGAUGUCUUACUCUACUCUACUAUGGAGCCGAUAAUGCUCCAUCGGUGUGGAAAUUUCUUCCUUGAGUUUCUUUGCUUUUUCUUGAUGGAUACUUCGAUGGAUAUUCCGGCUGGCUGUGGAACGCUGGGACUGGGGGCAAGGACAGGGCAUACAGGAACCUGGGACGAGACGCGUGGGAGUCGGAGGCGGAGGCGGAAAAGGAGCGAGGGUCGAGGGUCGGGGGUUGAGGAUCGGGGGUCGAGGGCCGGCAGAGGAAUGGAAGGGAAGGGAAGGGAAGGUAUGGGAAGGUAAGGGGAAGCUCUUAGCAGAAAGAGCUCGCUGCUCGGUGGGGGCUGGGUGAGAUUGCAAGGCUUGGGUUGGGUUGGGAAGUUGGGAAGUUGGGAGUUGGGAUCUG